Molecule: messenger RNA, 1963 nt
Organism: Trematomus bernacchii (emerald rockcod)
Lineage: Eukaryota; Metazoa; Chordata; Actinopteri; Perciformes; Nototheniidae
Gene: dhrs13b.2
Product: dehydrogenase/reductase (SDR family) member 13b.2
Exons: 8
Coding region: 1-1272 (423 amino acids)
Source: RefSeq, a predicted model, not a curated record
AUGUAUUUAAUCUUAAAGAUAUUGAGUUUCUUAUAUCUUUGUGCAGGUGUGCAGUGUGUCCAUCAGGUGUCAUGGCUGCCCUGUCCGUUCACUGAUGAACACGUGUUUAAGAAUGAAGAGGGUCACACGGAGACUCAGCUCAUCCACAGAGAGGCCCUGCUGCAGUUUGGUCAAAUAGGAGAUGCUGCUGUUAAUCCACAUGGAAUCACUUUCCUGAUUACUGUCUCUAAAUUGGACCUGCGGCGAUACUUGGAGGGAGUGGAGGCUGAGCAGUUGCAGUGUGAGCUGCGUAGGUACAGCACAGCGGGCAUCCAUGUUCGCUGGCCAGUGCUGGGGGCCCGGGAGUACAACCACUGGUUCACCUGCACCCUGAAACACACCAACGGCCUGUUCAGAAUCACAGGCUUCCUCAGACACCCAUCGGACAAAGCAGCCCCGGGACAGCAGGACUACAACAGCUGGACUCCCAUCGGGGACAAAGAGAUGCUCGUCACAACAACUGCCAUGGUAAUGAAAACACUAACUCCAUCAGUGAGAGCAGGCCUAGGCUCCAAACAGAAGCUCCACUGCCAGUUUGCUGUCGACCACCAUGGACCAAACUUUUAUGUGGAGUGGCUCCUGCAGCAGCAUGGAGAGAGAACCAGCCUCUUCAGUCACAGCAGCCGCUCAGUACAGAGCAAGGGGUCCGGGGUCGUACUUAGGAGCCUGGCAGACGGGGACGCUUCCUAUAACCUUCCCUUCACCAAGUUGAGCAGUGAAGGGACGUACAUCUGUUCAGUGUCCGUGCUUCCACUGUUCGUCAGUAUGGAUAUUGUUCUGCAAAUCGAAGAGGCUCCCAGGGUCUCCCUCAACGUUGGACCCACUCUGACACUGCUGGAGGGCGGGGAGCAGAGGGUGACAUGUGAGGCAGACAGUUACUACCCUCUGGAUGUGGAGAUCGGGUGGUACAUGCAGGACCCGGCGGUGGCGGGACAGAGGGUGGGCGCUCCUCUCCCCGAGAAGCUCCAGAACGUUCUGCUGUCCAGCCACAAACACAACAACGACAAGACGUACUCGCUGACGGCCUUCUUCUACCUGCAGGCUGCACUCAAGCACUCAGGAAGGGAGUUCACAUGCAGAGUAUCCCAUAAGUCCCUGAGGGUGCCCAUCAAAAAGAGCUUCACCCUGACUGUGGAGGAGCCAACCGGCUGGAUGCUUUUCAUUGUCAUCUCGCUGCUGCUCACCCUGUGUGUGAUGCUGUGUUACCUGCACUCAGCAAGAAGAAAAGCAUGACAGAACCGACUAUACUGAGCAGCAGCCUUGGAAGAGUGAGCAGAUGAAGCGGUAACGGCGAACCUCCUACCUCGUCAGUUUGUUUCAGAGACUCAUUUGAUUGGUGUGUGUGUGUGUGUAUGUUUUAUGGUGAAGGUUUGUUUUUGUUGUUGCAUAGAUUUUGCUCAUGCUAAAAAAGCUUGAUAUUGAAUGAUCAAACAGGGGAAAAUGCAACAGUUUACGGGUUCAUGCAUAGUAGUAGUAGUUUAAUAGAGCAACGUUUGUUGAUGCACAUGCAAAGUUCUGUACACAGGCAGCACAGCAAGCAAAUACUCCAAUACUGAAGGACAGCAAACAUGGAUGUAAAUAAAACACGAUUUGAAGAAUUAAAUAAAUAAUGAAACUCUGAGAAGGUAAAUAUAUUCAACACAUUUGUUAGACUUCACACUUAUUGAGAAAUACUGAAUCUAACUAUAUUUGGGCACAUAGGACUACAGUGUUUUAUCUAUAUUGUUCAUUUUCCACCCAUCCAUCUUCUCCCACUUAUCCGUGGUCGGGUCGCGGAAGUAGCUGUUCCAGCAGAGAGCCCCAAACCUCCCUUUCCCCGGCCACAUCAUCCAGCUCUGACUGGGGGAUUCCAAGGUGCUCCCAGGCCAGCGAAGAGAUAUAAUCCCUCCACCUGGUCCUCGGUCUACCCCUCGGUCUCCUCCCA